Cadophora gregata is the source of this 561-nucleotide messenger RNA. It is a transcript of the gene ALG13, whose product is annotated as N-acetylglucosaminyldiphosphodolichol N-acetylglucosaminyltransferase catalytic subunit alg13. Gene Ontology annotation, molecular function: hexosyltransferase activity. NCBI's taxonomy places the organism in Eukaryota, Fungi, Ascomycota, Leotiomycetes, Helotiales, Ploettnerulaceae. The record is from RefSeq and is a predicted model, not a curated record. The coding region runs from base 1 to 561 and encodes 186 amino acids. Gene Ontology annotation, cellular component: extrinsic component of endoplasmic reticulum membrane; UDP-N-acetylglucosamine transferase complex. Gene Ontology annotation, biological process: dolichol-linked oligosaccharide biosynthetic process. The transcript has 3 exons.
AUGAUCAAGGAAUGUUUCAUUACCACCGGUGCAACAGCGAAAUUCACUGAACUCAUUCAAGCUGCUCUCUCCCCGGAAUGUCUCCAGACGUUCGUGGACAAUGGCUUCACACAUCUUAGAUUCCAGUGUGGGCACUCUAUGUCAGCUUUCGAGCAGCUGAAACCUUCAGAUACUCAGGGACUGGACAUCCUAGGAUUCGAUUUCAACAAAGAUGGUCUCGCCAAGGAGAUGCGAGCCUGUCAGGAGAAGAAAAACGUUUCCAUGAGGGGCCUUGUAAUAUGCCACGCUGGGGCUGGAACAGUUCUAGAUGCCAUGAGAUUGGCUGUUCCAUUAGUUGUAGUGCCAAACACAUCUCUUUUGGAUAACCAUCAAGAAGAACUGGCUGCUGAAUUGGAAGCACAAGGAUAUGCUACGAAAGCUGACACACGGAAUCUUGCGGAGGCGAUUGCAAAAGCAUGUAAGAAGGAAGACAAAGCAUGGGGUGGCCACAAUACUAGCUUCGCUACUAUUGUUGAUAAUGUGGUUGGGUACGAAGAUGACGUUCGGGCCCAGCUGGAUUAA